AGAAGACAUGACGUCACGUAUCUAUGGCGGUUGUCAAGGGACGUUUUAGUUUACGGAAGUGUUUAUCAAGUGGCUGCACUUUGAGGCUUAAAAGUGCUAUUUUCCGACUACAGCUAUCGUUAAAGAGCUUUAUGGUUAGAGAAGAAAAGUUUGCAAUAUUUUGAUAUUAACAGCGGUUUCACGAGCUGCGUUCUGCCGCCUACAGUCGGUUCGACAGUCUGCCUUUUUUGAGUAAAAACUGACCUUAGCAGUGUGAUGCUAGAUGAACAGCAUAACUAGCGAUAACAACAUGGCACAAGUUCCUCCUCCCGGAUCAAUCGUAGUAGCCGACUGGCAUCGAUGUAAAGACAGCAAAGAAUAUUUCAGCAAAAUUCUACACAAGAGGAGACGGAAAAACUUCGGCCUGUUGGAGUCUCCAGUGAUGCCCCCACAUGUAGCUGUGGACACAGUUCAUUAUAAGAUCUUCAUCUCUGGCAAGAGUGGAGUCGGGAAAACUGCUCUUGCUGCACGUCUUGCAGGGAUGAAUCUUCCUACCAUGCACUAUGAAACCACUGGUAUUGAGACGACAGUGGUGUAUUGGCCAGUGAAGUUGGCAGAAAGUGGCCGAGUGCUUUUCUUCCGUCUGCAGCUGUGGGACUGCGGAGAGAACGCCUUACGUAGAUUUGACCAUUUGCUCCCAUCCUGUAAGGAGCAAGUGGAUGCCGUCCUUUUCCUGUUCUCCUUCACUGACAGGACAUCCUUUGAUGAUCUGUCCAAUCAAAUCGCUAAAUGGACCGGGACAUCUGUGGGUCAUGUUGUGAAAUUGGUCGUUGGCACCAAAUUUGACCUUUUCAUGCACUGUGAUGUGGCAGAGAGAGACGUGAGAGAUUUCCAGGAGACGUUCAGCUUACCGGUGCUGCGUGUGGGCGGGGAGGUCAGUGACGGGCUGGGUGAUGUAGCCCCCCUCCUCAACUGCCUGGCAGAGAAUCUGUGGCAUCAGGACUGUGUUACAGCCAGAUCAGCCCACCACCAUUCACAGCAGGAGACGGUGACGCUACUUUAAUACCGAACAUAUUUAGGAGGCAAUUGAGGUGAACUGAACUCCAGGUAAGGUCAUCCCAUGCGUGUCUGCCUUUGAGGGACUGCACUUAGCAACUGAUCUGGGAGAGCCUCAGAUCCCUUAGGAUGAGGCUGCUGUUGAUAAAUGGACUAUUUCAUCUAAUGCUAUAGUCACUGCUGUCAAGAUUGAUUUUUAUUCUGAAGUCUCUUAAAUUCUCCCAUCUCAUGUCAGCAGGGUGAUGGUACAGUAACAAUGAGCCAGAUAUUGUUGAUGAAAUGACUAGUGAAUGCUGUUGGCCAAUAGAGCGGUCAAAUGCAGAAGUUUGUAUUUUUUGUGUCCUUCAUGCCAUUGAGUGCCUGUACUUGAGAACAUAACUAGCAUUUUAAGUUAACUCAUUUAUGUAUUAGACCACGCUGCUCCUCUUUUUUCUUUGUAUCAUCACCGACCUGUUUGGGAUGCUUUUUUGAUGGAUUCCUGUUAAUAUCUCAAAGCACCAACACAGUCAAAACAUUGUUCACUUACAGGUAUUGUGUUAAAUAUUGUGUCAGUAUUUCACAGUGAGAAGAUCAGGGGCUGUUAUCUUGACUUUUUAAACCAUCUUUAUUUAGGUGAUGCAUUUUUGUUGCAUUAGGCUGUUUUGAGAAGGUUAGAAAAUUUUAAAUAGAAAAUAAAGAGCACAUUGCUUAAAAGAGGCUAGUAUUUUAAUACAAGUAAAAUAAUAAAAAAAAAAAAACCCAACCUAUUCCCAAUAAUAAAAAAGUAUCCCCUUA
Molecule: messenger RNA, 1809 nt
Organism: Siniperca chuatsi (mandarin fish)
Lineage: Eukaryota; Metazoa; Chordata; Actinopteri; Centrarchiformes; Sinipercidae
Gene: cplane2
Product: ciliogenesis and planar polarity effector 2
Exons: 5
Coding region: 263-1042 (259 amino acids)
Molecular function (GO): GTPase activity; GTP binding
Source: RefSeq, a predicted model, not a curated record